This is a messenger RNA of Leptinotarsa decemlineata (Colorado potato beetle), 916 nucleotides long. Its product is annotated as chymotrypsin. Gene Ontology annotation, molecular function: serine-type endopeptidase activity. Gene Ontology annotation, biological process: proteolysis. The record is from RefSeq and is a predicted model, not a curated record. NCBI's taxonomy places the organism in Eukaryota, Metazoa, Arthropoda, Insecta, Coleoptera, Chrysomelidae.
GAACGGAAUUUGAUAAGAGUACAGCGUCAUAUACAGUUCAGUUCUUUCAGAAUGAAGUUCGCUUGUUCAAGUUGGAUCCUUUUUCUAUUCAUAAUUGGGAAUUCGCAGCUUCCCAUUGAAGCCAAGAAAGUAGAAUCCUCCAAAAACAAUCUGGAGAUCACAAAUGGUGACGUGGCAGAACCUAAUUCAUUUCCUUACGUGGUAGCAAUACUUACGAUUAUAGAUGACAGAAUAGUAACGUGUGGAGGUUCCCUUAUAAGCGAUUCAUUAGUUUUGACAGCAGCAAGAUGCGUUUACGGAGCAACAGAUGCAGAUAUUAGUAUUGGAGCACACGAUUUGAAGAAUUUGGAAGAAAAUCACAUACAAAUGACAUCAAAGUCAUUUAUCAUUCAUGAAGGAUACCAAAACGGCAGUAUGCAUCAUGACAUAGCAGUAAUAGAACUUGAAUCUGCCGUUACACUCAGUGAUCGAAUCGCUACGGUGAAGCUUCCACAAUACAGUGAUAUCUCCACAAAUUUCAACGGAAGACAGGGAGUCGUAGCAGGGUGGGGCAAAACCAGUGACACUGACAAUUCUACCAGCAACGUGCUACAUUAUGCUAAGCUGACGAUUAUUCCAAACACGGUUUGUACGAUAUCACAUGCUUUUCAAAUCAGUUUGGAGCAAAUAUGCACUUCAGGAGUUGCAAGAAAAAAUAUAUGUUUGGGAGAUUCUGGCAGUCCUUUGGUUGUAGAUGGAAUCCAGAUUGGAAUAGCAUCGUUUGGAAGUGACUUUGGAUGUGAAGUAGGCCUUCCUGGGGUAUAUACAAGAGUAACCUCUUAUCUGAAUUGGUUGGGAAUUAGCCCCAAAUGAUUAUUCAGUACACAUGCCAAUAUAAUUUCGAGUUACAAUUAUCAAUAAAUAAUGCAUUUUGAUA